GCUAGCGUGCAGCAACCUGUGUCAGUGGCUAUGCAGACAAUCGCCUGGGCAGAUCCAACCUAUGCAGUGGAUGCCCAAGAUACCCUUGCUGAGUCCUAAGCCCUUCUCUAGCGACAGGAAGAAGGACGAGGACCUGAAUACCUGGGUAAGGACUGUACCUACUUAUGUGAGGCACAAGCUCACAAGGCCAAAGCAGAAAGUCAUAGUUGCUGCCUCCUUUUUAGAAGGAUCGGCAACGCGUUGGUUGAAUGGCUUAGUGCAACAACAUGGCUACGAUCAGAACUUUGAUGCCUGGGCCCAGACCCAAACAUUAGAAGACUACGUACGGUCUGUGUAUAAUAGGUGGCAUGACCCUCAAGGGGCUCUGAAGGCCACCGACCCGAUCAACAGUCUUUGUGACAAAAGGUACAAGAAUGUUCGCGAGAUCACAGAUAUCGUAGAACGUCUGCUCGUGGUACCUCGUGUGCGCUACGACCAGCAGGUACUCCUCACGAAUUACUUGAGAUAUCUACCUUCAGAGGUUAGGACUAAGCUGGUGGAUGAGGCCUACGUCGACCAACACAAUUUCACUUCUUUCGGCAAGAAGUCCUUAGAUAUAGAAGCAAAGCUUGGGUCAGCGCAUCAGAAUCAAGGAGAUGGUAGGAGGAAGAAACUUCCCCAAGACUGGAAGAACAAGGGUCAACUAACGUUCGUCGACCAUGAUGGUCAGGAGACAGAAAUUGACGACUUCCCAGACUAUGGGGAUGAGAUAGAGCAUGAUGGGGUCAGUGAGACUUCGAAUGGGGGAGUUGUAGAGCCUAUCAAAGAAAAGGCUAGGGGGACCGGGAAGAAGAAGGUAGUCCGGUCUACGGGUCAGGGCGACCAAGGAAUACCCGCAUGGGUAAAACUUGGUUUAGAUUACGAGGUAUGGAGGGACCGAGUUGCCAGGGGCACGUGCAUGAACUGCGGCAACUACGGCCACACGUCUAGAACGUGUCGAGCUCCACCGGGAAGGAGUGUCAAUGGAUCGCAAAGGACGCACAAUGUGGCUGCAUGUCAAGAGGGAAAGGGUGAUUUUGAAUCGCCAAGGAUUUCCAACGAGUUCAUGAAUCUCCAUGAUGGAAGGUAUCGGGAGGAGUCGCCGAGAUCGUCGUCGGAAAUGGGAGCAGCAACGGGUGGCAGCGAGGAUCGUCGCAGUACUGAUCAACUUAAAUGUCAAGCCUUUAUCUUCCGCUACCACAAUGCGCAAACUCCGCCCUUUGUUGGGCGUGCUGCGCUGGGGGGAGAUGGCUCUCCAGUGUCCCAUGUUAUGAGACUCCCGUACCGAGGGGAAUUGUCAAAGGUGGCACUUCAACAACACUUCUUCUGCCCCUGUUGCGCCGACGUCCUUCGGAACCCGAUGACGUUACCUUGUAUGCAUGAUGUAUGCCACAGUUGCUUAGAGAAAGGUCGUAAGAAAACGCCGCCUGGCUCCCAAGUUGUCUGUCCUGUUGUGGGCUGUUACAUUCCUAUCCAUGGAACUCCGACUCCGAACACGCAACUCCGAGUGGCCAUUGGAAAGGUACCCAUCAGGUGCGUGAAUGGGAUCUCCUUCGAUGUCACAAGAUUGAAAUAUAAAAUGCUGAAAAUCGAUGUGCAGCCUCUCGCUUCGGACGACUUCUGUAGGCAAAUAUUGUCAUAUGAAAACCUCGACGUGCACAUGAGCACUUGCCAGUACAGGUUGGUGUUCUGUGGAUACCGCUCCGAAGGAUGCACGGAGAUUUGUUUGCUCCGUGAUGUCGCAAGCCAUGAGUCGUACUGCCCUUGGCGGAUGUCCGUCUGCGCAGGCUGUCAGGAGGAAGUAUGUGAAGCCAGGAUGGAUGAGCAUCUGGAGAAUGUUUGCCCGAUGGCUAUGGUUCAUUGCACCUACGUUAACUAUGGUUGCCCGCACAUAACGCGACGCUCAGAUUUGCAGAAACAUGUUUCGAGCUGCGCAUUUGGAGACGAAAAUGUGCUCACUGCCUUCAAGGCGUUGUUGGAAAAACUGGAGGCCAUGAAAAGGGCAGUCAGUGAGGAGCGUGCCAAUGCUUUGAAAUAUCAGCAGGAGGCAGAGUACUACAGGCAACGACAAGGGAUUAGAUGAAACAAGUGUAACAAACUGAGUAUUUUUAC
Messenger RNA from Chara braunii, 2130 nucleotides. NCBI's taxonomy places the organism in Eukaryota, Viridiplantae, Streptophyta, Charophyceae, Charales, Characeae. The record is from the annotation of a GenBank genome assembly.